CGACAGCGUUGCAUGUGACCCACGAGGGCGUGGGCUCCCCCACGGUUGCGCCAACGAAAGGGGAAGCCCACGUGGUCCCACGACCCGCGUCUGCAUCGCUUCCGCUGUUCCCCUCUUUCUUUAUACUCCGUGCUCCUCUUCCUUCGUAAUCGCCGACCAAAAUGGCUUUAUGAUUCACUUACGAUUUGGGUUCUUCUGGGCGGUGUCUUUGUCAGAUGAUGCGUUGCUGAAAGUUACGGGCAACAUUCGACGACAGAAAGCCACACCUGUCAGUCCAAAGUUUGAAGAUGACAAACUGAGAUCUUGAGAAUUUGUCCAUUCUGAGCAGAAGAUGAGCGUCAAUGGAGCAAUCACUUUCUCAGGCAACCAAUUGUGAGCUCCUGGAAGUCUUCUACCUUCGCAGAAUCUGUUCUUUUCUUGGAGACCUGGAUUUACUGAACUCCCCCCUUUACCUGGCAAGUUCCACAAAGCAGAAGUAUAUCUUAUUCUUCCUGAGCUUCAGCAGUCUCUCUUCUCUCCGUUCAUCCAUUCCUGAACCUCGCUUCCCCCAAAACAUCAAGGCCAAGUAAGGGAACAGAGAGAGCUAAGCAAUAAAGACUCUACCUUUGGAGGAGAAGAGCAGAGAAGGCAGCGAGACGGAGUGUCAUCAUCGGUAAUAAGAGAGAGAUGAUGCGAGGUACCAACACCCUGAUAGGGGCUGUGAACUUCGUGACGUUCCUGAUAUCGAUUCCUAUCCUGGCUGGCGGCAUAUGGCUGAGCGCCAAGGCCAACUCCACCGACUGCCUCCGCUUCCUCCAGUGGCCGCUCAUCAUCAUCGGCGUCGCCAUCAUGGUCAUCUCUCUCAUGGGCUUCGCCGGAGCUUGCUACCGCCUCGCGUGGCUGCUCCGCCUUUACCUUUUCGCCAUGUUCUUCGUCGUCACCGCGCUCCUUGGCUUCGUUGUCUUCGCCUUCGCUGUCACCGACCGUGGACAGGGCCAGGUCGUUAUGAACCGCGCCUUCCUCGAGUACCAGCUCUCGGACUACUCCGGCUGGCUCAAGGACCGCGUCUCCGACCCCGGGUACUGGGCCAAGAUCAGCGCCUGCCUCCGCGAAGGACAUGCAUGCUCCAAGAUGACGAGAUACUCCCGAGAUCCCACCACAGGGCUGCUGGUACCUGAGUCUCCGGAUAUGUUUUACCGGAGGAAUCUCUCCCCCAUCGAGUCUGGGUGUUGUAAGCCUCCAACAUCAUGCGGCUAUACAUACAUAAAUGAGACAUUCUGGGCUGCGGGGGCAGGGAUGGUUGUGAAUGACAUGGACUGCACCAGAUGGAGCAAUGAUCAGCAGUCGCUGUGCUACCAGUGUGACUCGUGUAAGGCUGGGGUUCUUGCAAGCAUCAGGCAUAGCUGGAGAAAGGUCUCCGUGAUUAACAUUGUUGUGCUCAUAAUCCUUGUCAUUGUCUAUGUGAUUGGCUGUGCCGCAUUCAGAAAUGCAAAAAGGGCAGACAAUGAUGAGCCCUUUGGAGAGAACAGGAUGUCUAAAUCUAGGCCUAGCCGGUUCCAGUUUUAGACAGGUAUGUAGAUCAGUGCUGUUAUGUACAAUAGAGACAUUUUGGAUGCUUGAAGGUUUGAUUAAACUUUUAAAAAGUUCAUAUUUGUAGCACAGCGGAAAGGCUUCAUCAAAUUUCAACUGGCUGCGUUUCCCAUGUAGUAAUAGUUCAAUUUGUCUCAGUUUACUUUUGUAUGCUACACAGUCCUCAGUCAACCGCACUUCAAAUGUUGUGUGCAAUCUUCAAUAUUCUGUUGCUUGUGUCAAACUUUGUAUACCUGGAAAAUGCUUCAUUAGUUUGUAUGAUCUGCAUAUUUAACUUCACUAAGAAGCCAGUGAAGUUUGCGGGACUUGUUAUAGUUUUCUUCUAAACUUGGACAUCGAAUGUUAUCAAAUCGCCAAAUCCAACGUCCAUACUAGUUGUGUUGGUAUAGAAGAUUGCUCGAAUUGAUCUCAUUUUUGAAUUUUUUCAUGUUUGACGAAAUUGUUCUUCUUGUUAUUUUGAUGCAUAAUUCC
This is a messenger RNA of Musa acuminata subsp. malaccensis (wild Malaysian banana), 2040 nucleotides long. Its product is annotated as tetraspanin-3. Lineage: Eukaryota; Viridiplantae; Streptophyta; Magnoliopsida; Zingiberales; Musaceae. The record is from RefSeq and is a predicted model, not a curated record. Gene Ontology annotation, cellular component: plasmodesma; plasma membrane. Gene Ontology annotation, biological process: auxin-activated signaling pathway.